Hippoglossus stenolepis (Pacific halibut) is the source of this 10567-nucleotide messenger RNA. Its product is annotated as neurobeachin. Gene Ontology annotation, biological process: intracellular protein localization. The transcript is spliced from 57 exons. Gene Ontology annotation, cellular component: cytosol; membrane. The record is from RefSeq and is a predicted model, not a curated record. Bases 246 to 8948 code for a protein of 2900 amino acids. Gene Ontology annotation, molecular function: protein kinase binding. NCBI's taxonomy places the organism in Eukaryota, Metazoa, Chordata, Actinopteri, Pleuronectiformes, Pleuronectidae.
CUCUCAGCGCAGGUCAGUCACUUGGCACCGACUACACACCGGUUCUCUCUCACCGGAACUCACUCAGUGGAUGUGCCCGAUUGAGUGAGCUCUUGUUUUGGGGGCUUUUGUUUUAUUUUUUCUUGUCUUUUCAUUUCUUCUUCUUCUUCUUCUUCUUCACGCUCCAGAGCAGCGAUUAAAAAGCAUCACCGGGGUGAACGCGUCUCAACUCGCCCCCUCAACCCCCGCCGCUGUCGUGGGGGGAAAUGACAAGCGAGAGACCGGUGACAAUGCCGGGCUCCGUGUCGCUCUCGCACCGACAACCUCCUCCAGGUCACGGGCAGCACGCGGCUGCCGUCUCCGGUGAGGCAGCGAUGAUGUCCGGCUCGGGUCCGGUGCUCCUCCCGGCAGGGAUUAUCAAUCCGUCGGUUCCAAUCCGGAAUAUCAAGAUGAAAUUUGCGGUUCUAAUCGGACUGAUCCAGGUUGGAGAGGUUAGCAACCGGGAUAUUGUGGAAACGGUGCUGAAUCUGUUGGUCGGCGGUGAGUUCGACAUGGAGGCAAACUUCAUUAUCCAGGAUGCGGAAAGCAUCGGUUGCAUGGUGGAGCUGCUGGAGAACUGUGACGUCACCUGUCAGGCGGAAAUCUGGAGCAUGUUCACGGCCAUCCUUAGAAAAAGUGUCAGAAACCUGCAAACGUGCACCGAGGUUGUACUCAUCCAGCAGGUGCUGCUCAAAAUGAGCUCAGUGGAAGACAUGAUUGCAGACUUGCUAGUGGACAUGUUGGGAGUGCUAGCCAGCUACAGCAUCACAGUUAAGGAACUGAAGUUGCUCUUCAGCAUGCUCCGAGGGGAAGGAGGCCUCUGGCCGAAGCACGCUGUCAAAAUGUUGUCAGUGUUGAAUCAGAUGCCCCAGAGACACGGCCCAGAUGCCCUCUUCAACUUCCCCGGUCGCAGUGCAGCAGCCAUUGCUUUACCUCCUAUUGCCAAGUGGCCUUAUCAGAAUGGGUUUACGUUCAACACCUGGUUCCGAAUGGAUCCCUUGAAUAACAUCAACGUCGACAAGGACAAACCAUACCUCUACUGCUUUCGCACAAGCAAAGGCAUCGGCUACUCUGCACACUUUGUCGGUAACUGCUUGAUCGUGACAUCACUCAAGUCUAAAGGAAAAGGUUUCCAGCAUUGUGUGAAGUACGAUUUUCAGCCAAGGAAGUGGUACAUGAUCAGUAUCGUUAACAUCUACAGCCGCUGGAGAAACAGUGAAAUCCGAUGCUACGUUAAUGGGCAGCUUGUGUCGUACGGAGACAUGGCAUGGCACGUCAACACAAAUGAUAGUUAUGAUAAGUGCUUCCUCGGGUCCUCUGAGACAGCGGACGCUAACAGAGUAUUCUGCGGGCAGCUGGGAGCCGUCUAUGUGUUCAGUGAAGCCCUCAAUCCUGCACAGAUAUUUGCAAUUCAUCAGCUUGGGCCAGGCUACAAGAGCACAUUCAAGUUCAAGUCAGAGAGUGAUAUCCACUUAGCAGAGCAUCACAAGCUGGUGUUGUACGACGGCAAGUUAGCCAGCUCCAUCUCCUUCACCUAUAACGCCAAGGCCACCGACGCUCAGCUCUGCCUGGAGUCCUCGCCUAAAGAAAACGCCUCCAUCUUUGUGCACUCACCACACGCCCUCAUGCUACAGGAUGUGAAAGCCACGGUGACUCACUCCAUCCACAGUGCCAUCCACUCCAUCGGUGGGAUCCAGGUGCUCUUUCCCCUCUUUGCUCAGCUGGACUAUCAUCAGCUGAACGACAGCCAGGUGGAAACCACUGUUUGUGCCACUCUCCUGGCAUUUCUCAUUGAGCUGCUCAAGAGCUCUGUGGCCAUGCAGGAGCAGAUGCUCGGGGGAAAGGGCUUUUUGGUGAUUGGAUACCUGCUAGAGAAGUCGUCACGUGCCCACAUCAGCAGGUCUGUACUAGAGCAGUUCCUCUGCUUUGCAAAGUACCUGGACGGUUUGACACACGGGGCACCACUGCUGAAGCAGCUGUGUGACCAUAUCCUGUUCAACGCUGCCAUCUGGAUCCACACCCCUGCCAAGGUACAACUCUCUCUCUACACAUACCUGUCCUCUGAGUUCAUCGGCACGGCAACCAUCUAUAACACAAUUCGUCGAGUGGGCACGGUGCUCCAGCUCAUGCAUACGCUUAAGUACUACUACUGGGCCGUCAACCCUGCAGACAGCAGCGGCCUCGCGCCAAAGGGUCUCGAUGGUCCAAGGCCGACCCAGAAGGAAAUUACUUCUCUGCGGGCGUUCAUGCUUCUCUUCCUCAAGCAACUCAUCCUGAAGGACCGAGGUGUGAGGGAAGAUGAGCUGCAGAGCAUCCUCAACUAUCUGUUAACAAUGCAUGAGGAUGAGAAUCUGCAUGAUGUGCUGCAGUUGGUGGUAGCACUCAUGUCUGAGCAUCCCGCCUCUAUGAUCCCUGCUUUUGACCAAAGAAAUGGAAUACGGGUGAUCUACAAGCUCAUGGCCUGCAAGAGUGAGAGCAUUCGAGUACAAUCCCUCAAAGUCCUUGGGUAUUUCCUCAAGCAUUUGGGCCAUAAGAGGAAGGUGGAGAUCAUGCACACACACAGCCUCUUUACUCUCCUGGGAGAGAGGCUCAUGCUGCACACCAACACUGUGACGCUGACAACCUACAACACUCUGUACGAGAUCCUGACAGAGCAGGUGUGCACGCAGGUUGUUCAUAAACCUCAUCCGGAGCCCGACUCCACCGUCAAGAUUCAGAACCCGAUGAUCCUCAAGGUGGUAGCGACCUUACUGAAGAGCUCUGCCCACAGUACAGAGCUGAUGGAGGUGCGGCGACUCUUCCUUUCAGACAUGAUCAAACUGUUUAGCAACAGCCGAGAGAACAGACGGUGUCUUCUCCAGUGCUCGGUUUGGCAGGACUGGAUGUUUUCCCUUUGCUACAUCAACCCCAAAAACUCUGACGAGCAGAAGAUCACCGAGAUGGUGUACAACAUCUUUCGUAUUCUCCUCUACCACGCCAUCAAGUAUGAGUGGGGAGGAUGGCGCGUGUGGGUGGACACGCUCUCUAUAGCCCAUUCUAAGGUAACAUAUGAGGCACAUAAAGAGUACUUGGCUAAGAUGUAUGAAGAAUACCAGCGUCAGGAGGAGGUGAAUAUUAAGAAAGGUAUAAAGGGGCUGGUCAGCACCAUCUCUGGUCUUUCUGCUCAGGCGUCUGGGAUCCAAGGUGCAAUAGAGAUCAGAGAAAUGGACGAUAACUCCCGGACACCUGAGAGCGAGACGGACUUUGAGAGCGCAGACUCGCGCAACCUGCUGGCUGAAGGGAAGGGGCCGGAGGAGGGUCUGAGCGGAAUGGAGGGUGUGGUCGACGGGGUCAGGGUCGAAGUUCACGACCUCCUGGUGGACAUCAAGGCUGAAAAGGUGGAAGCCACUGAGGUUAAACUGGAUGAUUUGGACUUGUCGUCUGAAACUUUGGGCGUAUCCGUGAAUGGAUCACUGGUGGAGGUGGAUUCGCUGUUGGAUAAUGUUUAUUGUGCUGCUGUGGUAAAGCUCAGCAGUAAUGGCAACAAUGUGCUGUUGCCAAAGAGCAGCAUGGACGACCGAAAUGCAACCCCUCUCAUUACACUCGAUGAUGACAGGGACAUUAUCGCUAAUGACAACAACUUCCUGUUUGGCAAGGUGACAAGCAGCAUGGAGGACAAGCUCCUGCCUGAUCUCAGUCCAGCUGAGCCUCUGGUCCUGCGCAGCCAAGGGCCUCCUGUGCACACCAGCGCCAGUGAUGAACUGGGCCUUCUAGCUCACAUGACAGGCAGCUCUGAGCUCGGCUCCUUACCUGUUAUCCUGGAGAAGGAUGAGUUUGAACUGCAGGCAGCCUUGGAGGGCAUCAGCUCUGUGGCUGGUACUGAGACGGAGGCUUCAUCCAAAAGCCCGGAGGUCACUAAGGGAACAGCUGCAGUGGUAUCUGACGGGGAGCCCUCGGCUGGUAGGACCAGCGGCACAGCAGACGCCACAAGCAACGCUUCUGACACAGCGCGAUCGGAUGACGACAAAGACAAGGAGAUAAAGAAGAUUCAGACAACAGCCACCACACAGAGUCUACACGGCCGCCAUGCUCCUCAUAUGGAGAGGGACAUCCGCGUGGACCUCGGCUUCAGGGGCACGCCCAUGACAGAGGAGCAGCGGCGUCAGUUUAGCCCUGGCCCACGAACCACGAUGUUCCGUAUCCCAGAGUUCAAAUGGUCGACCGUGCACCAGAGGCUGCUCACCGACCUGCUGUUUGCACUGGAGAGCGACGUCCAUGUCUGGAGGAGCCACUCCACCAAAUCUGUCAUGGACUUUGUUAAUAGUAAUGAAAACAUAAUUUUUGUCCACAACACCAUCCACCUCAUUUCACAAAUGGUUGACAACAUCAUUAUUGCCUGUGGAGGGAUUCUGCCUCUUCUCUCAGCGGCCACCUCUCCGUCUAGUGCCAAGACUGAGUUGGACAACAUCGAGGUGACACAGGGCAUGUCCUCGGAGACCGCACUCACCUUCCUGUCCCGUCUCAUGGUUAUGGUGGACGUGUUGGUGUUCUCCAGUUCCCUCAACUUCAGUGAGAUCGAGGCUGAGAAGAACAUGUCCUCCGGGGGCCUGAUGCGUCAGUGCCUCAGACUCGUGUGUUGCGUGGCUGUUAGGAACUGUCUGGAGUGCAGGCAGAGACACAGAGACAGGGGAAGUAAGUCUUACAUCCCCAACAACAACAAGACUCAGGAAAUCCUGCUAAAUGCUGUGACUUCCAGCAAGACAGCCAUAGAGAUUGUCCCUUGUAACCUGUCUCCCAUCAAGGACCCCGAUCGCCUUCUGCAGGAUGUAGACAUUAAUCGUCUGCGAGCUGUGGUGUUCCGUGAUGUGGAUGACAGUAAGCAAGCCCAGUUCCUGGCUCUGGCUGUGGUGUACUUCAUCUCUGUCCUCAUGGUCUCCAAGUACCGCGACAUCCUGGAGCCCCAGCGUGAGAUGGCCAGGAGAAGCAGCCAUUCAGGCCACAGCAUGCGUCGGGAGAUCAACUCACCCACCAGCACAGAAACACCCCUAGCAUUCAGCAGCAGUAAGGAUCAUCUUGGACCAUCAGAGAACCUCCACAUGGAGAGCUCUCUGCCCCGCACAGACUCUGGGAUUGGAGAGGAGCACGUAGCCAGCAUCCUUAACGGGUCUGACCCAGAUCCCGGCGCCGGAGGGCCGGACGCUGUUGGCGAGCAGAUAUCCACGUUGUCCUCGGAGGUGAAGAAGUCCAGGGAGAGUCUGUCUGAGUCACCCACCGUGGAGCUGCAGAAACCGCCCUCCUCCAUCAGCAGCAUUAGCCAGCCCAACAAGGGCAUCAGUGUCAAGGAGAUCCUGAAGAGCCUGGUGGCCGCUCCAGUGGAGGGGAUGGAGACUGGGCUGGAGCCGGUGUCCUACCCAGACCCUGCUGCCCAGGCCCAGGCCAUGCUGCCCAUGCAGUUUCACUCCUUUGACAGGAGCGUGAUGGUGCCAGUGAAGAAAACGUGCCCUGGCAGCCUGGCAGUUAACACAGUGGGGAGCAGCAGCAGCACCUCUGCCGGCCUGACAGCUGGCAGCACCCCCAACAUCUUUGCCUCUGCCACCGCGACCCCAAAAAGCAUGAUCAACACCACGGGAGCCACUGAGGCUGCCCCCCCUACAUCCUCCUCAUCCUCCAGUUUUGUAACUGGAGCCACCAGUAAAAACCUGCCUGCCGUGCAGCCGGUGGCCCCCAUGCCUGAAGACACAGUAGAGAACAUGAGCAUCACUACAAAGCUGGAGAGGGCCCUGGAGAAGGUGGCGCCCCUGCUGAGGGAGAUCUUUGUCGACUUUGCACCUUUCCUAUCACGCACCCUGCUGGGCAGCCAUGGUCAAGAGUUGCUGAUAGAAGGUCUCGUGUGUAUGAAGUCGAGCACUUCAGUGGUGGAGCUUGUGAUGCUGCUUUGUUCUCAGGAGUGGCAGAACUCCAUUCAGAAGAACGCCGGCCUGGCCUUCAUUGAGCUAAUUAACGAGGGAAGGUUGCUCUGCCACGCCAUGAAGGACCACAUAGUGCGGGUCGCCAACGAGGCUGAGUUCAUCCUGAACAGGCAACGAGCGGAGGACGUCCACAAACACGCAGAGUUUGAGUCCAACUGCGCCCAGUACGCUGCGGACAGGAAAGACGAAGAGAAGAUGUGCGACCACCUGAUCAGUGCCGCCAAACACAGAGACCACGUGACGGCCAAUCAGCUGAAGCAGAAAAUCGUCAACAUCCUCACCAACAAGCACGGCGCCUGGGGGACGCUGGCCCAGAGUCAGCUGCACGACUUCUGGCGUCUGGACUACUGGGAGGAUGACCUGCGGCGGAGGCGGAGAUUUGUCAGAAACCCAUCUGGCUCCACCCACUUAGACAUCACGUGCAAGUCGCUGCAGGAAUAUGGCUCGGUGGAGGAUGAGGUCGUCAGGUCUAAGAAGUCCGUCCGCAUCCAGCCCAUGACGAGCCAGAACCCGGAGACGGAGCUGAUGCUAGAGGGAGACGAUGAUGCUGUCAGUCUGCUGCAGGAGAAGGAGAUGGACAACAUGGGUGGCCCCGUGGUUCUGAGCAGCCCGGCCCAGCUCGUGGCCCCUGUCCUGGUGGCCCGGGGGACUCUGUCCAUCACCACCACUGAGAUCUACUUCGAGGUGGACGAGGAUGACCCUGCCUUCAAGAGGGUCGACCCCAAGGUCUUAGUGUACACUGAGGGCUUACAUGGGAAGUGGAUGUUCAGUGAGAUCCGUGCAGUCUUCUCCAGACGUUACCUCCUCCAGAACACAGCAGUGGAGGUCUUCAUGGCCAACAGAACAUCAGUCAUGUUCAACUUUCCUGACCAGGCCACGGUAAAGAAAGUGGUCUACAGUCUUCCUCGUGUGGGAGUGGGCACCAGCUAUGGACUCCCACAAGCCAGGCGCAUCUCCCUGGCCACCCCUCGGCAGCUUUUCAAAUCCUCCAACAUGACCCAGCGCUGGCAGAGGAGAGAGAUCUCCAACUUCGAGUACCUCACGUUCCUCAACACGACUGCGGGGAGGACGUACAAUGACCUGAACCAGUACCCUGUCUUUCCCUGGGUCCUCACCAACUACGACUCCGAGGAGCUGGACCUGACACUGCCAGGGAACUUCAGAGAUCUCUCAAAGCCUGUUGGCGCUCUGAAUCCGAAGCGUGCUGCGUUCUACGCAGAACGCUACGAGACGUGGGAAGACGACCAGACACCACCUUGUCAUUACAACUCCCACUACUCCACCGCUGCCACCGCCCUGCACUGGCUUGUCAGAAUAGAGCCCUUCACCACAUUUUCCCUCAGUGUCAAUAACAACAAGUUCGACCACCCUGACCGCACCUUUUCAGCCAUUACCCGCUCCUGGAGGAACUGUCAGAGGGACACCUCCGACGUGAAGGAGCUGAUCCCUGAGUUCUACUACCUCCCGGAGAUGUUUGUCAACAGCAACGGCUACCACCUGGGAAUGAGGGAGGACAGGAGCCUGGUCUGUGACGUGGACUUGCCAGCCUGGGCCAAGAAGCCUGAAGACCUUGUUAGGAUAAACAGGAUGGCCCUGGAAAGCGAGUUUGUGUCAUGUCAGCUGCAUCAGUGGAUUGACCUUAUUUUCGGCUACAAGCAGCGAGGCCCGGAGGCGGUGCGUGCCCUCAACGUCUUUCACUACCUGACUUACGAGGGCUCCGUCAACCUGGACAGUAUCACUGACCCUUCGCUCAGAGAGGCCACAGAGGCACAGAUCCAGAGCUUUGGACAGACGCCAUCUCAGUUGCUUAUUGAGCCACAUCCUCCACGCAGCUCCGCCAUGCACCUGUGUUUCCUUCCACAGAGUCCUCUCAUGUUCAAGGACCAGAUGCAGCAGGAUGUCAUCAUGGUGCUGAAGUUUCCGUCCAAUUCCCCGGUGACCCACGUGGCCGCCAACACCCUGCCCCAUCUGAUCGUACCCGCCGUGGUCACCGUCACCUGCAGCCGCCUUUUUGCUGUCAACCGAUGGCACAACACCGUUGGUCUCCGAGGAGCACCGGGCUACUCUCUGGAGCAGGCCCAUCACUUACCCAUAGAGAUGGAUUCUCUGGUUGCCAACAGUACUGGAAGCAACAAGCGUCAGAUCACAGACCUGGUGGACCAGAGCAUCCAAAUCACCACACACUGUUUUGUGGUGACAGCUGACAACCGUUACAUCCUGGUGUGUGGCUUCUGGGACAAGAGCUUUCGUGUGUACUCCUCCGAGACAGGGAAGUUGACCCAGAUAGUCUUUGGCCACUGGGAUGUGGUGACGUGUCUGGCCAGGUCCGAGUCUUACAUCGGAGGAGACUGCUACAUCGUCUCUGGGUCCAGGGACGCGACCCUGCUGCUGUGGUACUGGAGCGGGCGGCACCAUAUUAUCGGUGAUAACCCCAGUAACACCGACUACCCAGCUCCACGAGCGGUCCUGACGGGUCAUGACCAGGAAGUUGUGUGUGUGUCCGUCUGUGCAGAGCUGGGCCUGGUCAUCAGCGGAGCCAAAGAGGGUCCGUGUCUGGUCCACACCAUCACCGGGGACCUGCUGCGGGCCCUGGAGGGGCCGGAUCACUAUCAGCGCGCGCGGCUCAUCUCGGUGUCCAGCGAGGGCCACUGCAUCAUCUACUACGAGAGGGGCCGCUUCUGCAACUUCAGCAUCAAUGGAAAACUGCUGGCACAGAUGGAGGUCAACGAUUCCACCAGGGCCAUUCUCCUGAGCAGCGACGGCCACAACCUGGUGACCGGCGGGGACAACGGCGUGGUGGAGGUGUGGCAGGCUUGUGAUUUCAAACAGCUCUACGUCUACCCGGGCUGUGACGCCGGCGUCCGGGCCAUGGACCUAUCACACGAUCAAAGGACGUUGAUCACGGGCAUGGCGUCCGGCAGUAUCGUGGCGUUUAACAUAGAUUUCAAUCGGUGGCACUAUGAGCAUCAGAACCGCUACUGAGGAGACAGAAGCACGCAGCGGGGGGGGGCAAGUGUGCAGAGAGGAACAGCGACAGCCAGGGGGCGCACCACAGAGCAGAGAGGUGCGCCAGUGGUUUGGACAACAUCUGCACAGUGAAGAUGAUAAAGAACAAAGUGUGCUCGCGUCAACUUGUUGCCCAUUUGUCUGUUUGCUUAACAAUCCCAACACCGUUUCUGUGGGUUUUACCUGAGCACCAGCCGAACGCAGCCACACUCACCUGCUGUCGUGGACGAGGAGACACUGAGAUCAACUUUGGUUAAAAAAAAAGGAAACGACCCAGUUUAAGCUUCGAAACAGACCUGGAUGUACGAUUUAAAGUUCCUGUAUCAAACUGUGAAAAACUAAAAUGUAUCUUCUGUUCAAAAACAUUUAUACAACAUUUGUAUGACGGAUACAUGUCUCACUUUUCUAGCAACAUAAAUAAAGUGUAAAUAUGGACAGUGUAAAGAUCUAAAUGCUGUUAGUCUGUAGCCUUCAUGUUCUAAACCUCUCAGUCACGUGAACCAUGCGUAAACGUUCAAAAUGGCGUCAUUGCACUGCAGACGUCAGUGACACGUGUGUGCGGCCAUCGUUUGCUCUUUGUUAUUAACAGUGGUCCGAUGUGCAAACGUGAAAAAAAACAACGUUCAUUGUUAAUUUGUUGUUUGAUUGUCUAAAUAGAAGAAAAGUCUAAUUCAGUGUGAGUCUGUCGUGAAGUAUUUGUUUUUGAUUACCACGUCAACAGAAAAUAAUCAAUUGUGAUAUUCCCAUACUUACUUUAAAUUUAGGACUAUUUUGUUUUAUAGGACUAUUUUGUUUUAUGAAUGGCAAAGGAUUAAAUUUACUUUAAAAUCAUAAAAUGAUUCAAGUGGGAAACAGUUGUUUCAGAAAUCCCAUCCAGAGGAUUAAAGAACUGGAUUCUUGGAUAGUUUCUCAUGACCGUUAACACGUUCGUGGUGAAGCUGUCAGACAUUAUUUUAAGAGAAAGUGUCAUUUUUAAGACAUUCUACAAUUGUUACUUGUGCAUCUCAACACUUUUUCAGUUUGCCCAUUUUUGCACAAAACAUGAGCUCGUUAAUUUUAAGUAUGUGAAAUCAUGAUCCUGCUGUGACACCAUGUAUUGUUAAGCAAUAUAACGUCUGAUGAGUGUUUUCAGCUGUUUGACGAUGAGAUGAUCUAAUGAGUAGUGGAAGGUUCCAAAAGGGACUGUGAGCUAUUUUUGGUGAAAUGAAAAAACGAUUGUUUCUGUAUUUAGUUGCUGAAACGAGAAGUCGGUCGCCGUGAGCCGACGAUUUAAAGUGAACAAAAAUAUGCAAAUGAUUUUGAGUUUGCAUUCUUAUUGUCUGUUGGUGCUACGAGACAAACGCCGGACCCAGAGCUGAGGUCGUGCAUGCUAACAGCCGCUGGAGCCAUCGGGUUUACUUUGCUCUUCAUUACUGUGAAUUUAUCUGUUUGACAAUUCGUUGGCAUCGAGAAGUGUAUUUUUAUUUUAUUUAAGAUUUUAAGAUACAUUAAGAUUUGUUUUACCAAAUAGUUUCCGCUUAUGUGAUAAAUCAAAGUGAAGAACUAAAUUGAACUGCUGUCAUUUGUUGUGUUUUUUUAAUACAGAUGAAUAAACA